Messenger RNA from Oryza brachyantha (malo sina), 2977 nucleotides. Its product is annotated as phosphatidylinositol/phosphatidylcholine transfer protein SFH13-like. The record is from RefSeq and is a predicted model, not a curated record. Lineage: Eukaryota; Viridiplantae; Streptophyta; Magnoliopsida; Poales; Poaceae. The coding region runs from base 385 to 2298 and encodes 637 amino acids. The transcript is spliced from 15 exons.
AUAUUAUUAGGUGCAACAGGGCAGCAGGCAGUGUGACCCAACAAUAGACAAUUGGACACCCUGUUCCUCUUCGGCUCCUCUCUUCACGUCUACCAUCUUUGUUCCUCUUUCUUCUUCUUCCUCUUCUUCUCCCAAUCCUUUGUCGUUUGCUCUGUCUGGGUUUUGAGCCGGAGGAGACGGGAUUUGCUGUGCAUGAUCGAUUGGGUUUCUUGCGUAAUUGCGGCCCAAGAAUCGGGAUUUUCCCCGGCGCCGAAACCGGUCAAAGAGGACCCAGGUGCAUCUGUCUGUAGACAAGAGAAUAUAAUCUUUGGGCAUCCUCUGUGGUUCAUCUCUUAGAAACGUACCGAACAACCUGCAAAUUAGUCUCCUGCUCUUUGCAUCAAAAUGUCAGUUCGACGCCGAUCAGAGAGCAUGGAGUUCUCGUUUGAUGAGAGGAAAGAUCGAAGGUCAGAUGUGGAGAACUCAGAGGACGAGCGGAGAAGGUUGUCCAUUGGGUCACUCAAGAAGAAGGCGCUGAAUGCGUCGAACAAGCUAACACAUUCACUAAAGAAGAGGGGGAAGAGAAAGGUGGAGAAUCGGCCCUCAUUCACAAUUGAAGAUGUCAGGGAUGAAGAAGAGGAGCGUGCUGUCUUCACCUUCCAGCAAGAGCUUUUUAGCAGGAGCUUGCUGCCUGACAAGCACAAUGAUUACCACAUGCUGCUGAGGUUUUUGAAGGCUAGGAAAUUCGACACGGAGAAAGCCAUUCAAAUGUGGGCUGAGAUGCUCCAGUGGAGGAAAGAAUUUGGCGCAGACACAAUACUAGAGGAUUUCAAUUUUGAAGAGCUGGACGAUGUUCUUUGCCAUUAUCCUCAGGGUUACCAUGGAGUUGACAGGCAGGGAAGACCUGUAUACAUAGAAAGGCUAGGGAAAGUUGAACCAAACAAACUGAUGCACAUUACUACAGUUGACCGCUACAUGAAGUAUCAUGUACAAGAGUUUGAGAGAGCAUUCCACGAAAAGUUUCCAGCAUGCUCUAUUGCAGCAAAAAGGCAUAUUGAUUCUACUACGACCAUACUAGAUGUUGAUGGUGUGGGUCUUAAGAACUUCAGCAAAACAGCAAGGGACAUGCUAGGUAGAAUGCAGAAGAUUGAUAGUGACUAUUAUCCUGAGACACUGCAUCAGAUGUUUGUUGUGAAUGCUGGUAAUGGUUUCAAGCUACUCUGGAAUACAGUGAAAGGCUUUCUUGAUCCCAAAACGGCCUCAAAGAUACAUGUUUUGGGAACAAAAUUCCAUGGCAAACUUCUUGAAGUAAUAGAUGCAAGUCAACUUCCUGAAUUUUUGGGUGGAACAUGCACUUGUGCCGCUGAGGGAGGAUGCCUCAAGUCUAACAAAGGCCCAUGGAAUGAUCCUAAUAUUAUGAAGCUUGCGCAUAACAAGGAGGCCAAAUUUACAAGACAUACUCGGCGCUUGUCUGAGAUUGAGCAGCGAAGGGGUUCAUUUGCUAGGCUACAUCUUUUGAAGGGUAGAAGCAGUGACACAUCAACAGUUGAGUCUGGAUCAGAUGUUGAUGAUCUCAGUUCUCCUAUGAUGAGAAGACCAGUGGAAUGUAGUCGAUUAGCUCCAGUUCGUGAAGAAAUGCAGAUCAGAGCACGAGACUCUGCAGCUUACUACAGCUGCGAUGACCACUUUGUUGUGGUAGACAAAACCGUCGACUAUGGUAGAGGAGGAGCAAUGCCUGAUAAAAGUAAAACCAGUACACCAGAAGUAAGAGCUCAAGCUCAGCCUUUUGGAACUAGCACAACAUCAUAUACAACAGGUUCCUCAAGCAACAGAAGCAGUAUCCCCUCAAGCAACAGAAGCAGUACAGUAGCACCUAAAGAGAUCACGGAUGACGGAAUUCUCUACCGAUUUGUCAGAUUACUGCUGGCCCUGAUUGUGAAAGCUUUUGCCUUCUUCCACAUAGCGUAUGGUCAGCAGGACACACCGGUCAGCAACCCCCUGCCUCCAGCUGAGCCUGAACCAGUCUCUGAUGAUCAUCCAGCAGUUGAUACUUUCAGUGCCGACAACAUCAGCCCUGUCAUCGAGCGGCUCCAGAGGCUCGAGGGUAAGGUCGAUGAGCUUGGCAACAAGCCCCGAGAGAUUCCCCUGGAGAAAGAACGCUCCCUUUUGGAAUCAUGGGAUAGGAUAAAAUGCAUCGAAUCGGAUCUUGAACGGACAAAGAAGGUGCUGCAAGCUACCGUGAUGAAGCAACUGGAAAUCGCAGAAUCAAUUGAGGAGGUGAUUAGAUCACAGCUAAGGAGACGAAGAUUUUGUGCGUAACAAAACAACUCUUAACUCUGGAAUUAACAACACGGGUCAUCGAGGAGAUGAGGCUUAAUUGGGAGCACAUUUGGUGGCAAAAUUAUGCAUAGGACACGGUUUGAUGAGUGCAGAGAAUGAAUUCGGUGUUCGAAUGAAUUGGCUCAAAGAAUAGGUGCCAGGAGCCCAGGAACAGCAAAAGAUCAGCUCCCAUUUCAUCUCCUCUUCUGAACCAAAGAGGCUUAUGUAUCAUUCAUGAUAGCACAUAGGAUAUUAGGAUGGAUGGCACAAAAUCUAGCAUACAAAUGGAAAUCGAUGUCAUACGGAUGUCAAUUGUAUGCUACUUCUAGAAACAUGAGCACCAGAGUCCUCUGCCAGAAAAUGUGCUUUGUGUGGUACCAUCAUACGGCAAAUUUGUAGAAAUCAUGGGAAAAUGCUCGUACAACUGGGAAAAUUUGGUUAGAUUGUGAAAGUCAUUGGUUGCUAUAUUUUAGAUUAGAAAAGAAGUAAUAGAUCUUACUGGUACUUGACAAAGCCGAGUGACCAACUGUUUAUAAUUAAGCUCAAAUUUCACUUCCCAAUAGAAGUUGAGAUCAAGCCAUCGGUAGUUAUUAUCGUUAGACUUGUUGAUCUUCAUUUGCUGCCAAAUCUACUGUAGCUGUCAUGCCAUGCCACUAGUUCAGUCCCUCGGCCAUAAAUA